Taeniopygia guttata (zebra finch) is the source of this 6508-nucleotide messenger RNA. RefSeq names its product protein phosphatase, Mg2+/Mn2+ dependent 1K (gene PPM1K). Gene Ontology annotation, molecular function: cation binding; protein serine/threonine phosphatase activity. NCBI's taxonomy places the organism in Eukaryota, Metazoa, Chordata, Aves, Passeriformes, Estrildidae. The record is from RefSeq and is a predicted model, not a curated record. Gene Ontology annotation, biological process: protein dephosphorylation.
GGUUGGCCGGGCGGGCUGGGCGGGCGGAGCGGGGCGGCGGUGGCGCCGUGCUGCAGCCUCGGCCGGGAGGCGCCGCUCCCGCACAGCUGAGGCGCUGCCGCCGCCGGGCCCGGGAGGAGCCACUCCAGCAGCUGCGCAUCUUUUGCUCCUGGUCUCUUUUCCCCUACGAAUCUCUGCGAAGACAAGUUAUGUCCACAGCUACUCUGAUUAAUUUGGUACGGAAUGGAGGGUUCCAAGUAAGAAGGAGAGCCGCGCUCAGGUCCCGCUUCCUGCAGGACGAGAAGCGCCCCGCAGCCGCCUGCUCCAUCUCCACCUGCGAGCGCCGCGCCUCCCGCUUCGACCCCGACGGGAGCGGGCGGCCGACCACAUGGGACACCUUCGGCAUCUGGGACAAUCGCAUCGAUGAACCCAUCCUCCUCCCACCCAGCAUAAAGUACGGGAAGCCGAUCCCAAAGGUGAGCCUGAGCAACGUAGGCUGCGCCAGCCACAUCGGGAAGCGAAAGGAAAACGAGGACCGGUUCGAUUACGCUCAGCUGACAGAGGAUAUCCUGUACUUCGCAGUGUACGAUGGGCAUGGUGGGGCAGCAGCCGCUGACUUCUGUGAUAAGUACAUGGAAAAAUAUAUUAAGGAAUUUCUUGCCGAGGAGGAGAACCUGGAAAAUGCUUUGAGCAAAGCUUUUCUAGAAAUAGACAAAGCAUAUGAAAGGCAUGCUAAUCUCUCUGCUGAUGCAACUCUGCUGAGCUCUGGGACCACUGCAACAGUGGCUCUGCUCCGGGAUGGAAUUGAGCUGGUUGUGGCAAGUGUGGGAGACAGUCGCGCUCUGCUUUGCCGGAAAGGAAAGCCUAUGAAACUCACCAUUGACCAUACUCCAGAGAGAAAGGAGGAGAAGGAAAGGAUUAAGAAGUGUGGUGGCUUCGUUUCCUGGAACAGUUUGGGACAACCUCAUGUGAAUGGUAGACUUGCAAUGACACGGAGCAUAGGAGAUUUGGAUCUUAAAAACAGUGGUGUGAUAGCCCAGCCAGAAACAAAAAGGGUUCAGCUGCACCAUGCAGACGACAGCUUCCUGGUGCUGACAACUGAUGGCAUCAACUUCAUCGUGAACAGCCAGGAGAUCUGCAACUUCAUCAGCCAGUGCCAUGACCCUGCUGAGGCUGCCCACGUGCUCACUGAGCAGGCAGUGCAUUUUGGUUCUGAAGACAACAGCACAGUUGUCAUAGUGCCAUUUGGAGCUUGGGGCAAGUACAAGAAUGGGGAGGUGACCUUUUCCUUCAGCCGCAGUUUCGCUUCCAGCGGGAGGUGGGCGUGAAGACGAUGCCACAGUGAUCCUUUCCUGCCAUCACCUGGACACAGCAUGCUACAGGAGAACACCUCCAUCUGUUCCAAGGCUCAGUGUCUUGUCCAUCUCUUCUGUUCCCAGUGUUAGAAGAUGCCACUGCUCCCUUGGUGCGUAGUGCCCAUUGUUGCUUAUGGCUGACCAUGUCUUGCUGCCCAUGUUAUUCGCAGCAGCAUCGGGGCAGCGCCCUGGGUUUGUUGCCCCAGCAGCUCCACACAUCACUUUGUUCACAAAGACAUGGUUCUGGGCUUUCACCUGAGGCUGGAGGGGGUGCACAGUCAUUUCAUGCCUACUUGUAUUCCUCAGGACCCUCAGCUCCCUGGCAGCUUCCUUGUCCGAUAAAACAUGGGGGAACAAACGCACAAUGUUCUUACCUAGACAGAGAGUUUGUUGUCUUCUUUUGCUGCAGCCACCUGAAACUCCCCUGUGCUCCAGGAGAAGUGGGUGAAAAACAAAGCAGAAGUUUCAGAAUGCUUAGGUUCUGAUGCCAGUGGCAUUUGGUGUAGCUGUACAAGUUCCUGAGACAGUGCUACUUUGUGCUCUCUCUGCCAUCAUCUGUGAUCCUAUAGCUCCAAGGAGACAGACCAGGCUGGAGCCAUGUGCUGUUGGACAGAUGGGAACCUUUCUCCAUUGGGUCCAAAGCCUGUGCAGUCUCUGUGGACAAUGCAGCAGCCCCUUGCACUAUCUUCUCUUUGCUGUCAGUGCCUGACAGAAGCACAGAGGAAGGAAAAAGACGCACAGUUUUGAUAUCCAGAGACUCUCAUCAACUUGAAUUUCUUUUUUUUUUUUUUUUUUAAUAAAGAAAGUAAGCUCAUUUCAAAGAGUUUACUCUUCAAGAUCUGAUGCAUAAGACAGUUUAUUUCUUCACACAUACACGAGGAUUUUCCUACCCUCUGCUGAAGGUGUCUGAGUUAGUUGUGAUCUCUCAUGUCUCUCCAUGGUACACAAGGAGGUAUUAAAAUGCCCCAAACAAGCUAGAAAAAGGAGAGAGCAUUAUAACAAUGUAAGGUCAUUUUUGUAAGUUUUGGGUAUUGUUUCUAUUAGAUGUCAGAUAUUCAGAUACCAGAAAGGAGUUUUAUACCUAGAGAAAGGGUUUUCACUUCCCCUCUUGGAGCAGAAUCUGUGUCCAGCGAGUCAUGGAGGGACCAGAGCUCUGAUCCAGCUCAUAUCACUGCUGUGACAUGGACUGCAGGUGAUAUGUUGGCACAGGUGAAGAUCUGUUCCAGUGUGCCUCAUUCACACUCUUCCUUCCUCCAUUCCAUGUCAGCUGUCAGCUCCUGUGGUGUUGGAAUACGGGCAGAGAAGAACUGGUCUUUUCUCAGCCUUCAAUUGAUGCUUCCAGUAGCACAAGUAUAAAAACAAAACAAAAUGAAAGAGAAGUUACCUGAUACUAAAUCACGUUGUAAAAAAAAAAAAAAAAAAGAAUUCUGAGGUGCUUGGCUGGACUGAUUCUGAUUUUCCAGUGUGAAAUACAUAUCUUCAUUACUUUUAUCCCUUUCCUUUAGUCCAGGGUUAUCCCUUAGGCAGUCAGUCCAUUAAUUUUUUCUUGUCUGUGGUGGAAGACCCAGCAGCACCCAGCAGAGCACUAUGUUGACAGCAUUAAGUACUGGGUGUGCAAAAUGCCCUGGUGUAGAGUUGUGUUUGCACUGUAUAUCCCCUCAUGGGUUGUCCCUCCAUAUCCCCUCUUUGUAUCUGUUUAGUUCAUCCCGACUUUCCCAUCAGUACCUGUAUGUCCAUCAAACCCCAACCCAUCCCCCUGUCUCCUCCCAGGUGAUGUGUCCACCACCUGGUGACCAUUCCCCUUUGUCCAGACCCUUCUCCCAGGGUCACCAGGUACCUGGACCCUGUCUGGGACUCCUCUCCCACCCCCUCCUCAGUGGUCACUCUGAAGCCUUGCCCCCAGAGAGCCACUCCCAUGUCCUUCCCCCUUUGGCUGUUCGGGUUUCCCGCCCCCCUAUAUCUGGCUGCGCUGGGCUGGGCACUCUCUCUCUUGCUCUGGAUGCCCUUUGAGGUCAGGUGUGGCCUGGGAUCUCUCCAGGCCCUCAUUAAACUUUGGAACUAAUCCUGAGGGAGGGCACCUCUUUCCUUUGCUUGUGGGACCAGCUUGUCUUUGGACUCACGUGGGAGCUUCUCCAGGCCCCCCGGGAUUCAAGGAGAAGUUCCUUCCCUCUGCCUGCCUCACCCCACUGCCCAGCUGGCCGGGCUCCACUGGGGAGUUAUUCCCGUGGAUUCGAGGGGGAGACGCAGCACCCUGGUUUUGUCUGUCCCAUCACUUGGUGUGUUGUGUGGUAUGAACAAUGUACUGAUUUGGGUUGUAACUGCAGUGGUGUCUGUAAAUCUCUGCUGUACUGGAUGCUGGUGCCCAGGCCUGUGUAGUGAGCACACCACUGGUUUUCAAUCCUAAUUCCCUCUCUCUCCUCAGAUUUUCCCCAGAGUUGGGGUUCAGUGUUCACCUGAGGUCAGGAUAGUUGCUGUUGGGGGUUUUGAUUUCUCCUAACAGCAUAGUUGUCUUCUCAGGGGAAGGAUCCAUCCAUAACUUCUUUGAAAUUUUACUAAGGAAGGGGUAAGACACAACUCUGUGAAACAGAUUAUGAUUAGAUUCAGGUGUAUUGGUGGUUGCUAUUGCUGCUUCUCUACUAUCACAGAAACACUUGGAUUGGGAAGGACUCCUGGGCACCAUCUCACCUCCAAUCCUUCCUGUUGGACCUAUUGUUUUCUUUAUCCAGUUUAUUUUUCACUCUGGGGCAAUUCCUGUAGUUGCUGCUGUUUGAGUCCUGCUUCAAGCCCAGCCCUCUCAUACCACUGAAGUGAGGCACAGGCCACGCCCCAGUAUGGGGCAAAAGCUGCUGGUUUUCACUGGGGUGGGCAAGGCACCCCUCCAUCAGUGACACACUGGUUUGCCAGGGCUGUUGCCCAUUCAGGUGCAAAGUCCCAGGCUCUGGGUGGUGAUACCUGUGCUAGGAACCUGCCCAAAUCCUUCCACACACCCUGCCAGCCAGGGAACAGCUGCCUCAGAGCACAUUUCAAUAUUGCCUCACCCAGAAAUCUUCUCUUAUACCACGGUGACACCAGAUUCUGCCAACCCCAUUAUGUGCCAACAGUGUUAGUUAGUAGCAUUAGCAGCUCAUGUAAACAUGAACAAGGACCUCUGGAACCUGCACAAUCAUCCACACCAAUCCAGAGCAGGGAGGGGGAGAUGUAUUCCUUCAUCCUCUUGUGGAGACAAGACAGCUCCCGCAGCUCAGCAAGGCCAUCCAUGCCAGGACACAGCCCAGAGCCAUUGUUUGUACUAGCACAUUCCCAGCUUCAGCCUUAUAAAGGAUAAGCAGUGCAGCCAGCAAACUCCCUGACUCCCACAGGAGUAAUAACACACUGGACACAAAGCUGCCAUUGUCUGUGUCCCAUGUUGGGUGCCUAAAAGGACCAUGGAAAAUGAACCUUGGCUGGACCACCAUCAGCUGCCCACCAAGCUGCUCUUAUCAAUCCCCUCCACAGCAGAGUGGGGGCUGGGCGGAGAAAAUAAAAUGAACAAAACCCCCAAAGCUGGUCAAGAUAAAGAUAAUUAAUAGUGUUACCAGCCCCUUUUUAGGUGCCAGUACACAGCCCAGCACUGUGAGGAUGCUGUGGGGAGAUGAGCUCCAUCCCAGCCAGCCCCAAUAAACACUUUAGGUUUUCUGUCUGGUCACUAGGCCUCCUGCAGCUCUGCAAGCAACCAGCUCCACUGUACCCCUCCAGGGACUGGCAAGAUCCUCCUGCACAGCAGAGCUCCUUCAGCUUGAGGACAAAGAGCAAAUUGUCCUAAAACAACAGCUGCCUGCCAGAGAGGUUUGUUAUUCCAGGACAGUGAAAGAUCUCACACUUUGAAUAAAACAAAAUGGAAUAUUUGCUCUCUAGCUCACUGUCUUUCCUGAGCAUCUGAGGUUACAACAAAAAGAGUAUUUUUUGUUUAUGACAGACUGAACCAAACAUAACGGGUGACCUGCUGAGCAAACUGUAAAAAGUGUUUGCUUUUUUCUACCGUUUAGGGGAUGGAUUCUGAAAUCCAUUGGAUUUGGUAAGAAUAUUUUCCUGCCUGAACAUACCCCCUGGAGCAGUGGAAUCUCUGUACAGGCACUGCAGGAGGGUGGGCUGUGGGUGCAGAAAGGCAAAAAUGCUGUCCAGCUAAGUAUUCAUUUUUACUGUGAGGAUGUGGAAGGCAUGGGGCUGGUCUCAUGUUGCUGGAGGAUUUACUAGGAGAGGUGUUGAGACUGUAGAUGGAUUUCCAGCUUAAGUCUCUCUGCCACUUGCAAAGAUGGGGGUUUCAUGCUUCAUAGAGGGAACUCCCAAAAAAGUCAUUUGCAGCCUGGAUUUAGGAGAGCUGUUCUCUCUGAAUGAUGAACAUAGCAAAAGAGACUUAGAUGGGGCAGAGAUCCAGUAAUUAAUUUAAUAUAGGCCUUCAUUACAGUCAGUCCCUUUGGGCUGAAAUGCUCAGGGGUGGAGAAUAAUCCUGGAGCAGCUGAAAAUGGGGGUGUGGAGAGAAAUCAGCAAUAUCACUGCUUUUUACGUAUUUGGAAAUUGAGAGGAGCUUAGACUCACCACAGGAUUUCUGCUGAGUUCCCUGGGAUCAGGGUUCCAUGAACCACAUUUUCUGUCUCAGCUGGUGGAUGUGCUGUGGUCAAAAACAUUGCGAUUUUUAGUUAAGGGAGAAGCAGAAAACAACAGCUACCACUGAAACUGGUUUAAUAAUAAUUUCUCUUAAAAACCUUCAGUUGGGCACUUCCAGGUCAUUGCUCACUCACCCAAGAAGCCAAAUGUACACUACAACAACACUCUGGGUAUUCCUUGGUUCCAAACUGCUGUUCUGAAUGCAGACAUACCCAUCAGGUACCCUCUUGACCCGGGAUAUGGAGUGCUUGGGCAGUGGUGCCUGUCAUAAAUUUCUUACAGACUUAAGUGCAAUUGUGUACAUUUGCUACAUGCUCUGCCUUGGGGCUGUAUGUAAUUUCUGUGGUUUGAUGUUUAUCUUUGGUGUAAUCAGUGUUCGAAUUUCAUCUACCAUGACAUUUUAUAGAGGAGCCCAUCUUGCUUUUUUUUUUAAAAUGUUUUUUCAUCUUCAUCAGCUCAAAGCUACAGUAGAGCAGCUAAGUCUGUACUGGAAUGCUUACAAGAUCUUUCAAUAAAGAAUUGGCUUCUAA